Acanthopagrus latus (yellowfin seabream) is the source of this 6939-nucleotide messenger RNA. It is a transcript of the gene cnot3b, whose product is annotated as CCR4-NOT transcription complex, subunit 3b. NCBI's taxonomy places the organism in Eukaryota, Metazoa, Chordata, Actinopteri, Spariformes, Sparidae. The record is from RefSeq and is a predicted model, not a curated record. Gene Ontology annotation, biological process: regulation of DNA-templated transcription; regulation of stem cell population maintenance; nuclear-transcribed mRNA poly(A) tail shortening. Bases 423 to 3293 code for a protein of 956 amino acids. The transcript is spliced from 20 exons. Gene Ontology annotation, cellular component: nucleus; P-body; CCR4-NOT core complex.
AUUUCCCAGAACACCCUGCGACAAAAAGAAGGGGGGUGUAAAACAAAACUCAGUUUGCCCUUUGACCUUUCUAAACAGUCCAAUCCCAGCGGCAGUUAUCCCGGAAGUAGUAAAACCAGCGUGUUUUGACGGACAGCGGGCCUCGGCGAAUCAAAGUCCGCGAGCAGCCGCUCGGGACCUAUCACAAGCGAGGUGGGCGGGACUCCCGUCCAGCAGGGCAUCGGAGGAGGAGGUGUUCCUGGUAGCCAUCUUGGAUGUGCGGGGUGAUUGUUUAGCGAGAAGAAUUGACAUUUUUUUAAAAGAAAAAUAGCCGUUACACUGAACGUUGCAGAUCUGCCGGACCGGGGCGACAGAGGAAAGGAAUCGUGACUCGGAAGAAUCCAGUGAAAGAAGGCAUGAAGACAUCAUCCUAGUCAUAAGUCAUGGCCGAUAAAAGGAAACUUCAAGGUGAAAUAGAUCGAUGUCUGAAAAAAGUAGCGGAAGGAGUUGAACAGUUUGAAGACAUUUGGCAAAAGCUUCACAAUGCAGCCAACGCAAACCAGAAGGAAAAAUAUGAAGCAGACCUCAAGAAAGAGAUUAAAAAGCUCCAGCGUCUUCGAGACCAGAUCAAGACGUGGGUGGCAUCCAACGAGAUCAAAGACAAAAGGCAGCUAGUAGAGAACCGCAAACUAAUAGAAACGCAAAUGGAGCGGUUCAAAAUAGUGGAAAGAGAAACGAAGACGAAAGCGUACUCAAAAGAAGGGUUGGGUCUGGCCCAGAAGGUGGACCCGGCCCAGAAAGAGAAGGAGGAGGUCGGCACGUGGCUAACGAACACGAUAGACACGUUGAACAUGCAGGUGGAUCAGUUCGAGAGCGAAGUGGAGUCUCUUUCAGUCCAGACCAGGAAAAAGAAAGGAGACAAGGAGGACCGGAUCGAGGAGCUAAAGAAGUUCAUCGAGAAGCACCGGCACCACAUCCGGAUGCUGGAGACAAUUCUGAGGAUGCUGGACAACGACUCCGUGCAGGUGGACUCCAUCAGGAAGAUCAAGGAUGAUGUGGAGUAUUAUCUCGACUCGUCGCAGGAUCCAGACUUCGAGGAGAACGAGUUUCUGUACGAUGACCUCGACCUGGAAGACAUCCCUCAGACGCUGGUCGCCACCUCCCCGCCGGGACACUCGCACCUGGAGGACGAGAUCUUCCAGCACUCCAGCAGCACGCCCACCUCCACCACCUCAUCCUCACCCAUCCCCCCGUCACCAGCCACUUGCACUACGGAGAACUCAGAAGACGACAAGAAGAGGGGACGUUCAACAGACAGCGAAGUUAGUCAGUCACCUGUGAAGAACGGAAACCCCUCUUCCUCGUUAUCUUCCUCCUCCUCCUCUUCCUCUUCCUCUUCCUCCUCCUCUUCCUCCUCUUCUUCUUCUUCCUCCGUCUCGGGACUGACCUCAUCCUCCCUGGUCUCUAUGGCGACCAUCGCUGUGGGGGGAAGCAGCAGCAGCUCCGGGGGCAACAGUCAUCACGGCAGCUCGGGGGGUCUCCUCUCCAACACUUCCGCCGGCAGCUACAGCAACGCCACCCAGCAGCCGCCACACCCGUCAGCACAGCAGCAGCAGCAGCAGCAGCAGGCCAAAAACUUAGUUAGCUCCGCCUCCUCAGUUCCCAACUCCAACCCCAUCACCUCCAGCAACAGCCACCCAGCCUCCUCCACCUCCUCACCCCCCAACGUCAGCACACAGGGGCUCUUCACUUCAGUCAGUCAGUCCCAGGUUCUGUCAGUGCCCACGCCCACCUCCAACAGUCUCGGCCUCAGCCUGGGCCUCUCGCUGGGGAAAGGCGGCUCCAUCACCACAAGCCCGAUGUCGGGGAGCCUGGGUCUGUCAGGGAUGCCGGCGUCCCUGAGCGGCAUGGCGAGCCUCCUCUCCAGCUCCACCCCGGCACCCUACGCUCAGGCAGCUGCCUCGGGCGCCGUCGGCUCCGGCCUGCCAGGCUCUCUGGGCGGCGUCAUCACCACCACGACCAACAGCGCACUGGGCUCCAUCGGCAGCGGGAGCAUCACAGUCGGCGGGCCGACGUCCUCGACCGGAGGUCUGCUGGGCUCGGUGCCAGUGGUGACCAGCAUCGGCUCGGGUAUUCUGGGUUUGACUUCUAGUCAGUCGGGGAUGCAGGGGUCUUCUCUGGUGUCGCUGAGCCCAGUCGGAGGUUUAGCGCCGGGUAGUGGAGUCGGAGUCAUCGGGAGCAACGGAGGCAGCUCGGGAUCAGCAGGGAGCGGAGUGGUGGGAGGAAACUCGUCACUCUCCAUCAGGCCGCCCAGCCAACAGAAGCAGAACGGUAGCACCAACAUCACAGGUUACAGUGCUGUGGUAGCAGACAGCACAACAGACUCCGCCCUCAACAGUGCCAGCCAAUCACAAAGCAGCCAAUCUUCAUCUUUGACCUCCACAGCCAAUCAGCCGGCUAACUGGGAUAAAGCUUACUGGUAUGCAAAUGAAAUGUGUAAGGACACUGGUCCCAGUUUACUGGGCUCUUUGAGUUUGUCGUCCAGCUCCCCGUCGCCGGCCUUCUACAGCGAGGCUAAAACAGUGAGCGGCAGCAGCCUGCUGAACGGCCCGCUGUCCUACUCGCAGUCCUCCGACGUCAUCAAGCCCCAGGAGCCUCUGAGCAGCCUGAAGUCCAUGGCCGAGCGAGCAGCACUCAGCUCAGGGAUGGAGGGAGACGUGCCCUCCCUGCACCUCACCCCAGACAUCUUCCCCAGCAGCACUACGGCCUCCUCGGGCCCUCCGUCAGCACCUCAGCCCUCGCUGUCGGAGGUCAGCAUCCCCCCGUCGUUGGGGGUCUGCCCGCUGGGGCCGGUCCCCCUGUCCAAAGACCAGCUCUACCAACAGGCCAUGGAGGAGGCGGCGUGGACGCACAUGCCCCACCCGUCCGACUCCGAGAGGAUCAGGUGCAGUGAGAUGCAGUACCUGAUGAGGAACCCGUGCCCCACCCUGCCUUUCCACCACCAGGUGCCACCGCCCCACUCCGACACCGUCGAGUUUUACCAGAGACUCUCCACGGAAACGCUCUUCUUCAUCUUUUACUACCUGGAGGGCACUAAGGCCCAGUAUCUGGCAGCCAAAGCCCUGAAGAAGCAGUCGUGGAGGUUCCACACAAAGUACAUGAUGUGGUUUCAGCGGCACGAAGAGCCCAAGACCAUCACUGAUGAGUUUGAGCAGGGAACAUACAUUUACUUUGACUAUGAAAAAUGGGGCCAGCGGAAGAAGGAAGGCUUCACGUUUGAGUACCGGUACCUCGAAGACCGAGACCUCCAGUGACCCGCAGCGAGAACGGAGAACGACACACAACAGACGGACGAAUAUCGGACAGCCGAAGACCAAGAGAGAGGGACAGACGGACGGAGAGCAGACGGAUGAAGACGGGCGGUUAACCUGCUGACAUUCCUGGAUUCGAUCGCAGCUCGUUGGGGGACGGAGAUGUCGGGCCGGAAGGAGGCGAGCGGAUUUACAAAGACGUGAAAACCUUCCCUCCAUCUGAGCCUCCGACCCCGCCUCCUCAUCCUCACCUCACCAGUGAUUCCUCCUCCUCCUCCUCCUCCUCCUCCUCCUCUCCACCCCUCCCUCCACCAUCAUGCAUUUUAUUUCCAUCUUUUUCUUGAACUCUCUUUAAAAAGCUUUGUUUUGUUUUGACAGUGAAGACACAAGAAUCACACCUUAUCUCUCCAGACGAUCAUGUGCUUUCCCCCCUCUGUGUUCUUUCUGUUGCGUUGGCUUUAAAAAAAACUGUUUCGCUGUUAUUAUCUCGUUAACAACCAAAGAUGAUUGGUUAAUCCUGCCGAACAGAAAACACAAAACUAAAUAAGAAGCAUCAGGACGACAGCAUCUCCGACACUUACGGUACGGAGGCGGCGGGGCAGGAAACAGGAAGUGAAAUCAAAAUAAACUGACUGGAGAUCAGUGAGGAGCUUAACGACCUGUAAUGUGAACCAAUCAGGUUCUGGGUGUUUUGUGUUACAGUUGAUGUGGAAAUGUUCACAAAGGUUUGAUGUACGAUCACGUCAGAGUCAUUCUGAAUUAGAUAUUUAGCUGCAACCAGCAACUAAUCGGUUAGUAGUCGAGUACAAGUUAAAGAUUUUUGAAGCCAAAAGGUCAAACUUGUCUGAUUCCAGCAGCUUAAAUGUGAAUAUUUUCUGGUCUUUCUUUCCGCCUCUCUGUCUGUAAAAUGAACUGUGGCUUGAGGACAAAAUGAGACAAUAGAGGACACCGAUCGACAGUUUUAACCUUUUUUACGCAAAAUGAAAAUAAACAUUAGUAUCAGAUAAUCACAAAGAACCCACUGAUAAUUAUCUGACCAACACAUUUAAAAUCCCCAAAGAUUAAUUUACUUUUGUCAUAAAUGACGAAGAGAAGAGGCAAAAUCUUCACGUUUAAGAAGCUGCGACAGAUGUUUGACAUUUCUGCUUGAAAAAUUACAACGAUAACUAAACAAAUAUGUCAGUAUUACACAAAACAGUUUUCAUGAACAGAGGAUUAUUGGCAGAACUGUCGUAUUAGACUGUAUUAGUAUUAACUGGGUACCUGAUAAUAAGCUGACCAGCACUCCCUAAACGUUAAUGUUCAUGCUGAUCAGUUCACACAGUAGCAGGAGACGUAAACUUCCUGCAGUCUGAACGCGAUUUAUGUUACAGGUCGUUAAACUUAUCGUAGUUUCUCCUCUAAAUAAAUUGUCCAAAAACUGAAUGAGGUUUGGUGCAAGACUUGGGUAAAAAAGAUCAUGAGAAACUUGACCUCAGCAGCUAAAUAACGUAUGUUAGACCAGUAAACCAGCCAGAACCGCGACCCAACCGUCUGUUCACCAGGGUGGAGUAUAAACACCCCCACCCGACCCGUUAGGUUCUGGUCGUAGGUGGCACCACCGGCCUCUCUCUCUCUCUCUCUCUGGCACUUUCAGAGGUUCUGUUGUUGUGUUCUCGUGAAGUGGUGAAAAGUGGCUGCUUGGUUUUGUGAAUCCAGUCUAAAAAUAUCCCGCCCCGCCUCCUCCCAUCGAGCCGCGGUGGAGGAUUGUGACAGCACAGCCGCCCAGGUGUCGGUAGUAACCGUCGUCUUUACCUGGUGGGCAGCGUUACGUCACGGCGAGCUCUGGAAAGAGAUCAGAACAUACUUCAGGAUCACAUUUAACAAACUUCUUUUCCUGUGGUUUCUACUCAUAUGUAUAGUUUGGGUUUUUUACCCACAUUUCGAAGGUGAUGGAGGUAAAUGGAGUUUUGUUUGUUUGUUUAUCACCUGCAGGACUUAAAUCCCAGUAGAAACUGUUCCCAGUGAUGUUUUCUGAUGCUUCAUGGAGCUCAAACUGAACUCUGUUUACCUCCACAAGAGCUGAUGCUCACAUUUAUCUCAUCAUCAACUAAUCUGCAGAUUAUUCUCCUCAUCUUUAGUUUAUCAGAUAUCAAGUUUGAAAUGUUGGCUGAAGGGAGAUCCAAGUUGUGACCAACAGUCCAAAACCCGAAAGACUCUUCGUUCAGAUCAUUAAUGAAAAAGAAAAUCUUCAUAUUUAAGAAGCUGGAACCAUCAAUUUGUGACAAUUAAUCAAGUCUCAAGACUGAUGGCGUCUAUUUUAUCGAUCAGUUAAUCAACUAAUCACUGCAGCUCCACCGAGAGUUAAGACACUUAAAUCCAACUGAGUGGACGUCUUGUUUUAUAUCUUAAGACCCGUGCACGAGUAGAAACCAGCAGAAUUAAAAGAGAACACGUUGUUUCGGUGAGCUGAUGGUUUAACGCUCAGUGAUCACUGCGAGCGUCGUGGGUGUUGGAUGCUACCAGCAGCUGGAUGGACAGUUUGUUAGUCUCCCACCAGCCUCCCUCCCUCCCUCUCCUCCUCUCUUCCUCUCUUCCUCCCUCUCUUCCUCCCUCCCUCCUCUUCUCUCGGUGCUGAAGAGCACAAACUGAGCAACACCAGCACUGCUGCCCACAUCAUCUCCUCUGUCCUGCAGCUCUCUGCUCCAUGUUUACACACCGAAGGGGUUUUUUCGAACGAGCCGACUGGGCCCACAACAAACACACUCACACCGCCCCGGUUCUUCACCUCCACCGAGUCCCGCUCGUAGCUUCAUCCUGGUUUGUUCUCCCCUCCUUUACUCUCUCUUCUUCAUGCCAGGUAGAUAUUUCCUUUAUUUCUCAGGAAGUAUUUGAUAGAUCAUUCUAAGAGGAAAUGUAUCCGCCAGCAGCUCCCGUACUCUCACCGCAGCACAACGACGACUAAAUAAUCCUCCCCAGAUAAAUUCGUACCAAAUUUUCUCCCUUCGUCCUCCUCCUCCUCCUCCUCCUCCUCCUCUCUACCUGCCAGUGGCCCUUUCCAUUUCACUAAAGGCUUUUUUAAUAUUGUCCUCCAAUGUUUGGAGCAGCUCCUGGAAGAGAGACCAUCUUUAUAUUUUGUAUUCGUUGGAUUAAUUGUAGUAGAUUGUAUAUUAUUUCUUCUUCUUUUUCCAGAGAUGGGGAAAGCAUUUUUAAAAAAAUAAAUAAAACCCAGAGGAGAAGGAAGGAGCCCGGUUCUUCUAAAAGAUCCGGGCGCUCCUCCUCAGGAGUGUGGGGUGUUUUUAUAGCCAAACCGACAGACUGACAGACCACUCUACACUCUACCCACCCGACUGACAGUCCGGCUUUUAACCUUUUGUUUACCUUUCUGUUUGGUUUCUUUGACAAGAGGAAGGGAUGAGAGGUCGACCCGAGAGCUGAAAUGUGAAACUCUCUCUGCCCCUUUGACAAAAGUGUUGUACAGACUGUCAUUCUUCAAACCUCUUCAAACCUUUUUGUUUAUUUUUUUUUUGUUUAUUUGUUGUUGUUGUUGUCGUCAGACAGCAUGGAAUAUUGACACUUGCAAAGUGGCGCUGAAAAAGUAAAUAAUGACAUAACCAUGAAUAAAGGAUUGUAAAAUAUUAAUAAAAGAAUUACUUUUCAGAAAACUGAA